Acanthisitta chloris (rifleman) is the source of this 1434-nucleotide messenger RNA. It is a transcript of the gene KATNBL1, whose product is annotated as katanin p80 subunit B-like 1. The record is from RefSeq and is a predicted model, not a curated record. Lineage: Eukaryota; Metazoa; Chordata; Aves; Passeriformes; Acanthisittidae. Gene Ontology annotation, molecular function: microtubule binding. The transcript has 9 exons. The coding region runs from base 29 to 940 and encodes 303 amino acids. Gene Ontology annotation, cellular component: nucleolus.
UUCCUUGAGAGCAGGGAUUUGAGAUAUUAUGGCAUCUGAAGCUCACAAUGGUAGAAAACAGAAAGUAUUGCAAAUCGAAGGUCGUCCCAUUGAUCUCCCCAGAAAAAGAAUCUCUUCUUCCACUAAAGAGAUCAUGAAGGAGGGUAAGAAAUCUCCAAAACAGCUGGCUUCGUACACAAAGAGAAUAACGGUUGGAAAACCAGUGGCCAGUCCCAUCUCUCUUUUCAAAGUGGUAUACUGUAAAAGAAAAGUUCAUUGUUAUACUCCAAGGCCUUGUUACAGAAAGAAACUGUGCCCUAAAUCAAGGGGCUGUGACAUGGCAAAUAAAGAAAAUGAACUGGCUUGUGCAGGAAAUCUGCCAGCAAAACUGCAUAGCAGUCGUACACACUUACUGAAUUCUAGUGACUCUGGCUCAUCUCAAACAGAAGGCCCUUCAUCCAAAUACAGUGGAUUUUUUUCAGAGGUUUCUCAGGACCAUGAAACUAUGGCUCAAGUUCUUUUUAGCAGGAAUCUGAGACUGAACGUAGCUUUAACCUUUUGGAGAAGGAGAAGUAUAAGUGAACUGGUAGCCUACUUAGUGAGGAUACAGGAUCUCGGAGUAGUAGUAGACUGCCUUCCUGUGCUUACAAACAGUUUACAGGAAGAAAAACCAUAUGUUUCAAUUGGCUGCUGUGUAGAUCUUUUGCCUUUAGUGAAAUCUCUCCUUAAAAGCAAAUACGAAGAAUAUGUAAUAGUUGGUUUAAACUGGCUUCAGGCUGUCAUUAAAAGAUGGUGGUCAGAACUAUCUGCACAUACAGAAAAGGCAGAGGAUGGAAAUACUCGUAUUUUAAAACAACAAUUAAGUGCUUUAUGGGAACAGGAGAAUCAUCUUACUCUGGUUCCAGGAUAUACUGGUAAUGUGGCUAAGGAUGUAAAUGCUUAUUUAUUACAGCUACACUGACAUGAUUGGGAACCUCUGUGUGCUUAUGUGGUGAAACAAUCCCCAAAAGUAUCCCUGAAAUAUGUACUGAAAGCCUUUUGAGAAAUACUGGCAGAAGAGAACUGAACUGUCAAGCUGUUUAAUGAAACCACUAACAAAAUCCUAACAAUCUACUUCACAUUGAAGUGGAAAAAUGUCUAGUAGGAGCAACUUUUACUUCAGUGAGGUGAAAGUGCACUAUGAAAACUGUAUGCCUUUGCUGCAUUUGGGAUUCACUCAGUUACUAGGUAUUCAUUUAAAUGCUACUGUAUUUUACUACAACAUCGCAUAAAAGAAGAUGAAUUAUACUGUCGUGAAGACAAGACAGCAGAAACAGUUCUAAGGAACCAACAAAAGCAAUCAGCAUUAAGACCUUUUAAAUGUCUCUAUCACAAGAGAACUCCAAAAUGCACAGCUUUCUUCCAAUUACAUUAAAAAAACCCACAACUUUGAAUAUUCAGUUACUUCUGUUUUAA